AGUAACGAAGCCUCCGACUCUCUCUCCCUAGCUAACUUGCGCAGUAUUUAUCAAAAAGAAAAAGAAAAGGCUUGCACAGCACAAUAACCAGAGGCAAAGGAGAGCGAGAGAGGGAGUACAAUGGCAAUGGCAUCAAAUCUGAGCCCAGAAUAUGCCUAUACGAUAGUCUACGCGAAGGACGUAGCCAAGUCCGUUGCUUUCUAUGCUAAAGCAUUUGGCUAUCAUGUUCGUCGCUUAGACGAGUCUAACAGAUGGGGAGAGCUGGACAGCGGGCCGACCACGAUAGCCUUCACUCCGAUUCACCAACGCGAGACUGAUGACCGAAGCGGUGCAGUGCAGACUCCCCAUUCUGACCGGGAGAGACCACCCAUGGAGGUUUGUUUUUCUUAUACGGAUGUCGAUGCUGCCUACAAGAGGGCAGUGGAAAACGGUGCUAUCCCGGUGAGCAAACCAGAGGACAAAGAAUGGGGACAGAGGGUCGGGUACGUGCGUGAUAUUGAUGGAAUAGUAGUGAGAAUGGGGAGCCAUGUUGUGAAGCCUACAAAGCAAGACUGAGAGAAUGUUCGGUAUUGCUGUAGUUUUUGUGUUUAUGCUCUGAGAAAAAUCAUUUUUAAUCAUUUUGUGUUCUUAGAUCAAAUGCAUAUCAUUUGAUGGAAAGCUUCUCGAAUUGAUUGACCUUCCAAUGGAUGCAAUCAUGUCUAUAAUUUCCAUCCCCUGUUCCGUAAGCAUUGAA
Messenger RNA from Populus nigra (black poplar), 733 nucleotides. RefSeq lists its product as uncharacterized. The transcript has 3 exons. Lineage: Eukaryota; Viridiplantae; Streptophyta; Magnoliopsida; Malpighiales; Salicaceae. Bases 121 to 555 code for a protein of 144 amino acids. The record is from RefSeq and is a predicted model, not a curated record.